AUGCUGCUGCGGGUGCGCGCUGCCGUGGCGCAGCUGGCGGCGGGGCUGGGCGCGGGGCCGGGCGCGCAGCCCCCCGCAGAAGGCCGGGGCGGCGGGGCCGGGGCCGGGCGCGGGUCGCCGCCGCCAGCCGCGUUCUGCCGGCCGGCCUUCCUGCAGCUGACUCCCGAGGAGCUGCGCCGCGCCGACGACCACGCGGGGCGGGCGGUGCAGAGCCCCCGCGACGGGCGCCGGCGGCUGCCCUGGAGCACGGGAUACGCAGAGGUGAUAAACGCAGGGAAGAGCCAGCACAACGAGGACCAGGCGUGCUGUGAGGUGGUGUUUGUGGAGCAGAGGCCCAGCCCGAGGGGCUGCCUGUCGGCCAGGGAAGGCAGCGGGGAGCUGGACGGGGGCAGGAAAGGUUUUUAUUUCCACUACUGGGCGUUGUUUGAUGGCCACGCAGGCAGCGGUGCUGCUGUCAUGGCAUCCGAGAGGCUCCACCUGCACAUCUGUGAGCAGCUCCGGGAGCUUGUGGAGAUCCUGCAGGACCCCUCCCCACCUCCCAUCUGCCUCCCACACGACACACAGACCGGUUCUGCAGACCCAAACCAGAUGUCCAAUGCAGAGGACCGUGGGGAGGUCCCCAGCGAUGCUGUGCCACGGUUUCACCUGGAGAAAGCAGUGUCCCGUGAGAGCCUGGUGAUCGGUGCCAUUGAGAAUGCCUUCAAGCACAUGGACGAGCAGAUCGAGCGGGAGCGCGCAUCCCAGCACCUGCCCGGGGGCUGCUGUGCCCUGGCUGCCAUCUACCUCAUGGGCAAGUUCUACGUGGCCAACGCUGGUGACAGCAGGGCCAUUAUCAUCCGUAAUGGGGAAAUCAUUCCAAUGUCCAGGGAGUUUACUCCAGAGACAGAGAGGCAGAGGCUGCAGUUUUUAGCACUGCUGAGGCCCGAGCUGCUGGGGAAGGAGUUCACCCACCUGGAGUUCCCCCGCAGGAUCCAGCCCAAGGAGCUGGGGAAGAAGAUGCUCUACAGGGACCAGAACAUGAAUGGCUGGGCUUACAAAAAGAUAGAAGAGGAUGACCUGAAGUUUCCACUUAUCUUUGGGGAAGGCAAAAAGGCUCGAAUGAUGGCCACGAUCGGGGUCACGAGAGGCCUGGGAGACCACGACCUCAAGGUGUUCAGCUCCAACAUCCACAUCAAGCCUUUCCUGUCCUGCUUCCCAGAGGUCAGGGUUUACGACCUCACGCAGUACGAGCACUGCCCUGACGAUGUCCUGGUGCUGGGCACGGAUGGGCUCUGGGACGUCACCAAUGACGAGGAGGUGGCUGCUGUGGUGAUGGAGGUGCUGAGCAGCUACGAGCCCAACGACCCGUGCAGGUACACCAUGGUGGCCCAGGAGCUGGUGGUGCGCUCACGGGGGGUGCUGAAGGAGCGUGGCUGGCGCCUGGCCAAUGACAAGCUGGGCUCUGGUGAUGACAUCUCUGUUUUUGUGAUCCCCCUGGGUGGCCCCGGCAACUACACGUGAUGCUGAGUGAGCCUGGGGCAGCUCACCUUGCCUGCAUGGA
Messenger RNA from Melozone crissalis (California towhee), 1540 nucleotides. RefSeq names its product protein phosphatase, Mg2+/Mn2+ dependent 1J (gene PPM1J). The coding region runs from base 1 to 1500 and encodes 499 amino acids. Gene Ontology annotation, biological process: protein dephosphorylation. NCBI's taxonomy places the organism in Eukaryota, Metazoa, Chordata, Aves, Passeriformes, Passerellidae. The transcript has 10 exons. Gene Ontology annotation, molecular function: protein serine/threonine phosphatase activity. The record is from RefSeq and is a predicted model, not a curated record.